AUGCAGCCCUCUGGAAUUUCUGCACAAACUUGUCAUGCAAGGUAUUCCUCCAGCUAUGUGGAAACAGCAUCUGAGAAGAUGUUCCAGAUCAAGACCUAUAGCACAGAGCUGAAAAAGCAUGUGAUGGUCAUGGAUUUUGUGAAGAGUAACUGGUUCCCAUCACAGAAAAGAGCCAAGGUAUGCAUCAUUCACAUGUGCCAGGGAAUGAAGACGACAGAAAAGAUGACCAGCAGAUAUGAGAUCCACAGCCGCCUGUUCUCAUCCCCCAAAGAGCACUCAGCAUGGGAAAGAAACGCACGACUCACAUACACAGGAAUCCAGGCAAGGCCGUACAAUGAGAGUGAUCAGCUUUCACUUAGAAACCUUCAGUCUGAGGUUGCAGAGAAGAAAUCUGACUUUUCCAAGGAGACUCUGGCAUCCCAGCAAACAAAGAUGAUUUCAUCCCUCCUCAUUUCCCAGCUGACUGAUGAGCGUAGAUUGCAGAAGAAUGCACCAGUCUUGCCAGGGCAGUGCAUGAUGGUUCAGCCUGAAAUUCAUCCUAGGAACCAGUCUUUGGCUGGUCGCAGUCCAACUAACAUUGACCAAACCUUCUCCUUGCUUCCUGGUGGAAUGGGAAUCAACACAUCCUCCAAGGAGACUGGAUCUGGAACAAAGCUGCUUCCCCAAGGGAAAAAUCAGGAUCCUAACCCAAGAAAAGGGUUUUCCUCCAUCACCAUCACAGCCAGGAGAGUUGCUCCUCCAGCCAACACUCUGAUGUGGGGCACUACUGUUGACCCCCUGUGCUCCAAGUGUGGGACCGAGGCCAGACUCGUGGACAAAACAGCUUUGGCCAGUGAUCAGGAAGCAGAACCUCCCUACAGACUGUUAAAUGGUCAUGAGGACUCCGUGAAUAGGCUGGCAACUCCAUUCAAGGCUUCUGAACCUCACAGGCAGUUGUGUGGAGGUCAUCCAUGCUGGAUUUUGAACCCUGAAAAUAAGGAGAAUGCAAUGAUCCCUCCAGCCACCCCAAGUCACGGAGAGAAAGCUCCUCUUCUGUUCAGCUCCUGUGUUCACCUGCGCGUGUCUCAGCCAUGUGCAAACACUGUCCAUUACUUAGACAGAUCUCUUUCCAUACCUCUUGACCCAUCUCCCAUCACAGGCUCCAAAAUGCACAGAUCUGUUCUAUCCCUCAACCUGAACUGUAAUUCUCGUGGAUUAACACCAGAUGGAGUAGAUCGCAUGGCUAAUACAGAGGAGGAAGAGAUGGGAGACAAUCCACUGAGCCAGAAGCAUGCAGAGCAAAAUGAGAAUAGGUCUCCGACAGCUUGGGAAACAGACUUCAAAGACAGCUGUCUAAAGGAAAGCCCACCUUGGCACAAAAUCUCUUCAGGGAAUUCCCCAUGUCCUUGGAGCAGCACACCUCCCCUGAGAAACCCAGAAUUUUCAGAUGCUGGGAAAGGAACAAAUCACUUAACUGUGGGGAAGAUGACAGGAGACAGUAUGGCCUUGUACCACACCAUUAGCCACCCCAAUAAGCUGUCCAUUCACAUCCCAGGCUGGAGCUAUGCAGCAGACACAAAAGCAUUUUCUGGAAGCACCAUGAGGCAGCAAGGACAGCGGUGUGCGGCUUUGUCUGUGUCCCCAGUGGGACCGUCCGCCGUAACCGAUUUCGCUCCUGACGUUCCUGGCCCUCCAAACGAUGAGUAUCAGUCUAGCGAGCCUUUGGAAUCUCAAGAGAGUCAGCCUCAGCCCUUUCUGAAAUCCCAAGCCCCCUUACCUGAGUGUCUCUGUCCCCUAGAAGCUUUGCCUCCCUCUGCGCGGGAAGAGAUGGAGGUGCCAAUAGAAAACCAUUUUCCCCAAGGGAAUUAUAGAUGCUGUGACCUGGUCGUGAAGCUGAAGGAGUGCCGGAGGCCCAGCGAAGAGAGAGGGGUGGCCCCAGAGUCCCCAGCAGCCCCAUCAGAGCCCACGAGCCCUGAGAAACCGGAGCCACCACCAGAGCAGGAUUCGUGCCUGGAGCCAGAGAUCGAUGUCUUCCCUGCCCAUUCCCUGACCCUGAGGGAAGCUCUGGAGGUCCACAAACCUCAGUUUAUCUCUCGUUCACAAGAACGGCUGAGAAAACUCGAAAGUAUGGCCCAGCAGAGGAAAGCCCAACGAGGAGAAAGCCCCAGGAAGAAACCGAGCCCUCUGCCCCUCCGAAACACUAAGAAGAAGCAGUACACCAUCCCCCAUCCGCUCAGUGAUAACUUGUUCAAGCCUAAGGAGAGGUGCAUAUCAGAGAAGGAGAUGCAUAUGAGAUCUAAAAGAAUCUAUAAUAACUUGCCUGAAGUGAAAAAGAAGAAGGAAGAACAAAAGAAAAGGGUGAUUUUACAGAGUAAUCGACUACGCGCCGAAGUCUUUAAAAAGCAAUUACUGGAUCACAUCCUUCAGAGGAGCACAGACUGA
This is a messenger RNA of Trichosurus vulpecula (common brushtail), 2421 nucleotides long. RefSeq names its product chromosome 8 C10orf90 homolog (gene C8H10orf90). The record is from RefSeq and is a predicted model, not a curated record. The transcript is spliced from 10 exons. Gene Ontology annotation, cellular component: cytosol; centrosome; centriole. Lineage: Eukaryota; Metazoa; Chordata; Mammalia; Diprotodontia; Phalangeridae. Bases 1 to 2421 code for a protein of 806 amino acids. Gene Ontology annotation, biological process: regulation of centriole replication.